AUGGCUACGCGGCAUGAACCCAGUUCUCUAUGGUGGCCCGAGGAGAGAAUCAAAUCGACCUUGAAUGCCAAAUAUGUGAUCAACCACCUUCCCGCAGGAACCAACACAAGGCUGUUUGAUUCCCCGCGCUGGGGAGAGGGGCUGACCAGCGAUACCUAUUUGGACUGGAUUCUCCUCAAGGCAGCACGUCUCUUCUUGAUUCUCAGUGAUAUCGGGGUUCCGGAAAGGAUCUUCGCGCUGGUGGAUGAGUCUCUGGAUGAUGACAAUCUACCCAUUGCCGGAGAUAAAGUUCAUUUACUCCAUCUCUCCUCGGAUGGAGGAAGUUCUGCGCUAAAUGCCAAAUUUCUGCGGGCGCAAUGGCGAUUCCUUGUCCGAGGUAUUGCCGAGGGCGAGCAUGUAACAUACACGGAGCAAGAAGGCGUCCCUGUGGAGGUGAUGCGUGGUGGAAACGGUGCCGGGAUGCAAGGUCGUGAUAAUGAAGUCGACAAUAUUGUGCUGGCGGGCUCAGUAUGUCGCGUGUUGCUCCGAUCAGAAGUCCAGAUCGGUGUCGAACCGCACUUCUUCAAGACAGAGGAGGUGCUGGAGGAAAUUCGAUCAUUGCGGCGCCUGGCUCAUGAGCAUCUCACUUCUGUAUAUGCUUCCUAUUUCGUCGACGGCACAAUCUGCACGCUCUUCACUGGCGCAACGGCAGAACGCACCUUGCACAGUUUCUUGACAGACGAGCCACAAUCCUUCAAAAAGCUACCGAAAGAGCGCCGUCGAGAGAUACUGAUCAGUUGGCCGCACUGCUUAGUAUCAGCAUUGACUUGGCUGCACGCGCAUGGCCAACCUCAUGGUGCCAUUUACCCUUCAAACAUCCUUGUCGACCCUAUGUUCCAUAUCAGCCUCGGUCAAUUCCAGGCCCUCGACUCGCUUCUCGAACCACCCCGAGUCCACGAACUCGAGGCAUAUAACUACUCUCCCCCCGAGCGCUGGGUGCGAGCUACCACCCGGGUCCAGCAGCAGACUACUACACCAGCGCGCACGGAACUCCCAUCUGGAAGCCGAACAGCGCGACGGAAACGGUCUACCCAGUUUACGCUGGCAUCGCUGAAUGAAAGCCCUCAAUCUUCGCCUGACCUCCGACGACCGGAUUCGGCCGCCUCCAAGGGAACUGUUAUCCGCGUAGGGUUGCCUGUCUCAUCAUCACGGUCCUCUUUUGCGCACUCCACGUCUUCAUCCUCGUCUUCAACAUACUCAGGUAUGAACGCCAACAACGAGGGAUCACAACAUCGCAGCUCCAGUCUGAUGCAGAGACCCCGACCUCGUCUAUCAAUCGCGUCAAUGACUUCAUCAAACUCCUCUUCCUCGCCGACUUCUUCAUCUUCUUCUUCAUCCACCCCAUCCUCUUGUGCCCCCGCAAGACAAUGUACCAACACAGUCCUAAGUAUCUGGAAAUCAGAGCAAACAACCCCUCUCCCAUCAGAUAUCUUCUCCCUCGCGGCCAUAACCCUCGACAUCCUCACACACCUCUGCAAGAGAUCUCUAUCAUCAUUCACAUCCCACCGCAGCGCCCGCAAUCGUACCGCCGGCCGGGGUGGUGGCAUCGCCGACGCAUCUUUCCAUCUUCCGCGCAAUGCCGUGCAGAUCCAGUCCUGGGUUGCUUUGCUGGAAGGCGAUUCCAAGAAACGUUGUCGUCGCAAGCGAGCCAGCGAUAAUGUCUUCUGGGCUGUUCCUAGCAUGCUCUCCCUUGUUCGGUCGAUGCUUCAAUCAGAGCCGGAGGAAAGGCCGAGCGCUAGACAAGUGAGGAAGUAUUUUGCGGAUGUUAUUAGUCAAAUUCCUCCUGUGGAUGGGGCAGAUGGUGUAUCUGUGCAUUGUGUAUCAGUGGCGGAAUCUACGCCCCAGACGAAGAGAAAGGGAGGGAACAGCCAUCCUGACAAAGAGAACAAUAUUGAGAAACACAAUACUGCCCACGUCAAAGAUAUAGCGACUCUACCUUCCCCCAUGUCAGAAUUUGAUUUCGGAUUCUCUGGUGAUUUGAGUGGCAGCGAUGCAAAUCUCAACCACGAUCCAGCUGACUCUUCGCCUUUCGUGAAACAGGACCAGGUUCUAGUUGGAUACCCGCCUGGUGGGCAGGACUCAUGCGAGGAUCUGGGUUACAAUGUUACCGCAAUGGGCAAGCUAAGCUGCCACGAGGAAUGGGUUCAUGAGAGAAAGUCGCCCGGUGUUGGCAGUUAA
Penicillium lagena is the source of this 2217-nucleotide messenger RNA. Its product is annotated as protein kinase domain-containing protein. The coding region runs from base 1 to 2217 and encodes 738 amino acids. Lineage: Eukaryota; Fungi; Ascomycota; Eurotiomycetes; Eurotiales; Aspergillaceae. Gene Ontology annotation, molecular function: protein serine/threonine kinase activity; ATP binding. Gene Ontology annotation, biological process: protein phosphorylation; mitotic DNA damage checkpoint signaling. The record is from RefSeq and is a predicted model, not a curated record. Gene Ontology annotation, cellular component: cytoplasm; nucleus. The transcript has a single exon.